AUGAGUAAAUCAGCUAAAUCUCCCGGAGGAAAAAAUGCUAUCAAAAAUGAUGGAGGGAAGAUGGACAUAGAGUACGAUGGAAAUGGUGUAAAACAUUCCGAAUUUGUCGUUGUAUCCGACAGUAAUGGAGAUCCACUGGAAAUCCCAACCGCUCUGGACAACAGUUUAUUUAUGGCUACACUUCAAGCUUCAUACCCCGGUGCAACUGGAUUGAAGUAUAAAAACCCAAAAACUGGAGCUCUAAGAGCUGUCGCGGUUGACGCUACUGGAACAAAACUUUUGCCGCCUUCAGAUGGUUGGGAUGACAAAGUGUUUAUAGUGAUCACACCGAACGCGCGCCCAGAUCGAGUGCGUGAGGCGAGAAAGGUGUGUCUAGGAUCGGAUGUAAGUGUGAAACGUCGCAAGAUUGGUUACGAUGAUGGAGAUUCGGACAGUGACGGUGAAGGCCGAGUCGGUCGCAAACGUGCUGCCGACGAUUGGGAUUCGUUGAACCAGCCAGCGACGCCGCGCCGUCCUGUUGAUCUCAUCGUGCUCGGCGUGAAUUUCAAGACUACUUGUGAAGAUUUCAAGAAGUACUUUGAGACAUUUGGUACCGUCGCAUUCGCAGAGAUCAAAAAGAAUGCAGACGGCUCUUCCAAAGGAUUCGGAUUUGUGCAAAUGAGCACCGUGGAAGAGGAGGACAAAGUAUUGGCGACUGUCGAUCACAUAAUCGAUGGAAGACGCUGUGAAAUUCGUGUCCCUGAACCGAAACGUGUCGAUGCCAGUGGAAAGCGCAUUGUCCCACGAAGACCUGUAAUCAAUAAAAUAUUUGUCGGUCGCCUCACAGAGAAAGUCACGGAAGAGACAUUGCGGAAUUUCUUCAACAAACAAGCUAAAACUUUCAAGGAAUCUGCAUCGGUGUCCGGUGUCCAAAUUCCACGACCUUUCCGUGGUUUUGCUUUCGUUACAUUCACGCACGCGGAAAUCGCUGAAAAAAUGGUUAAGGAAAACAAUUUCGUUAUUGACGGUAUGUCAGUCGUCGUGACUUUUGCUAUUCCACGUGAUAAUUCACAUCAGUCCGGUGUCCCUGGAUCAGAGGCUCCGCUUGGAUACGAUUACGGUUCUCCAUAUGGUUAUGGACAAGGUGGCGCUGUUUAUGAUGAGUCACCACUGGGACUUCUUCCAGCUGCUGUGAAGUUGUGA
Cooperia oncophora is the source of this 1182-nucleotide messenger RNA. The record is from the annotation of a GenBank genome assembly. Lineage: Eukaryota; Metazoa; Nematoda; Chromadorea; Rhabditida; Trichostrongylidae.